UGGAGGAUUGGAUUGUGUGUUGGGUUGCACGUUCUAGUUUUACGCUGGAUCAUGAAUCGAAAUAGAGUGUGCCCGCUAUUUCUAUUAGCGAUCUGUUGCUGCUAUUUGCUGCUUUGGUCGAGGGAAACGCUCGCAGACGCGCCAGCCAGCUCCAUGUCCGGUAUUUACGUUGAUAACGGCAUCGGGCAAACGGUACUGGAGGACACGCUAACGAUCGACGAGCAGCAGGAGAUCGAGAAUGAGAUCUUGAGCCUUUUAGGAUUGCCUGGACCACGGCCGGCCGUGCGCCACCUGCAUUCAUCGGUCGGCAAAUCUGCGCCUCAAUUUUUGCUCAAUGUGUACGAUCAACUACAGCAGGAUGAAGAUGCGGAGGAGAGGACGAACGGUAGGACGGCUGGAACGGGUGGCUAUGCACGAUCGCGCAAGGUGCGCAGCAUCUCUUCCAAGAGCGACAUUCUUAUUACCGAGGCUGAUCGGAAGGCGAUCGACGAAAGCGAUAUCAUCAUGACCUUUCUGAAUAAGAACCACCAUGGUAGCGAGAUGCGUCACGAGAAGGGCCGCCGCCUGUGGUUUGGUGUGGCCAACAUAGAGAACGACGUGAGUGUUCUGAUGGCCGAGCUGCGGUUGUAUCGAAAGCUCAAUAUCAACAAGUAUCGCACGCAUAACUCCUCUCUUACGCUCAUUGUAUACGCAGUUACUGAGUUCGAUGGCGAAAGCGAAAUGACCGAAAUCUCCAAUAUCAAGCUGACGGGUGAUUACGAGGGCUGGCUAGAAAUAAAUGUGACCGGUGCGGUCGAUUUGUGGCUGCGAAACCGCGAAGCUAAUCACGGUCUCUACGUUGGCGCGUAUUUUGGCGACCGUGAAGAACGCGAAAUAAAGUUGGACGAUAUAGGUUUUGUGAAUGUGCGUGGCAGCGACGAAUAUCAACCGUUCCUGGUGGUAUACGCUAACAGCCAGCAGAUGAUCAAACCGAUGAUUGCGCAGCGCCAUUUGUCGCGCACCAAGCGCAGCUCGGUGCAGCGCCGUCGUAAGGGCAAAUCCGACCCGCGGAAUCCGCUGUAUUCGUAUACCUCAACCUACGACCACCAUAAAAGCUGUCGCAUCCAGCAGCUGUACGUUAGCUUUAAAGAUCUGCAGUGGCAUGAAUGGAUAAUUGCUCCGGAAGGGUAUGGGGCAUACUACUGCAGCGGCGAGUGCAACUUCCCACUGAACGCACAUAUGAAUGCGACGAACCAUGCCAUCGUUCAGACGCUCGUACAUUUGAACCAUCCCACGAAGGUUCCUAAACCGUGUUGCGCUCCAACAAAGCUGAUUCCCAUAUCGGUGCUUUACCACAUCGACGAGCAGAACGUGAAUCUUAAAAAAUAUAAAAACAUGGUGGUUAAAAGUUGUGGGUGCCAUUGAACAUUUGAGCGAAGCAGCACAAACACGCGCAGUAGUAUUUCUAUGCAGCUCGCUUAGAAGUACUGAUCGAACCAUUGGCCUUUCGGAGCGCGCGUGUUGUGUGCUCUUUCGAAAUAUGAUAAUGAAUGUAAUGUGUUUUAGUGUACCUACUGGCGUAAAUGUAUGUAUGUAUCCAAACAAAAAAAUGUUUCUCGGUCCGUAAAAUCUAAGGCAGUGGCACGUGUUCAUGAAAGAAAUUGGGAUAUGCCUUUGUGUAUUCUCUCAAAUUGAUAUCCACUUCCUAUUAUACUUCCACGCACGGAUUAUACUUCCACUACAUUUUAUGUAAGAA
Molecule: messenger RNA, 1735 nt
Organism: Anopheles darlingi
Lineage: Eukaryota; Metazoa; Arthropoda; Insecta; Diptera; Culicidae
Product: protein 60A-like
Exons: 8
Coding region: 52-1404 (450 amino acids)
Biological process (GO): BMP signaling pathway; SMAD protein signal transduction
Cellular component (GO): extracellular region
Molecular function (GO): growth factor activity; cytokine activity
Source: RefSeq, a predicted model, not a curated record